AACCCGAGAGAAGGAAGUCGUAACAAUAAAUAGUAGAGGAAAAUGAAUCUUUUUGAUCAUGUGCGGUUUUUGCACGAAUCUGAGCUAUUUUAUGAUCUUAAACAGCUUUCAUGCAUUGUGAUAUCGCUGUGUGAUAACAACUCAAACACAGAAGUUCUCUCCUUAUCUCAGAGGUACCAGUGUAUGGUUUACUAUGGAAACUCUCUGUAUCACCUUGGAGAAUUUUUGAAGGCAGAGAAUAUUUAUAAAAAGGCUCUGUUAUUGAAGAAGGCACUUAAUAAGAGUAAAGGGAAGAUAACUGCCACCACACCUGUCCAACCUUCUCAAGAUGUGACAUCAGAAGUAGAUGUGAAGUACAAGUUAUACCAGUGUUUAUCGCAAAUGAAACAGUUCAGAGAAGCAAUGUCUAUAUUAGAAGGAAUCAGUUCUAAACAGAGAACAGCGAAGGUGAAUGUAGCUUUAGCUAAACUUUAUGUCAUGGCUGGAAUGGACAGAUCUGCUAUCACUAGUUAUAAAGAAGUUAUAAGGGAAUGUCCAUUUUCUUUAGAAUCAAUUCAAGGCUUACUUUCCUUGGGAGUAAAAGGUGCUGAUGUUGCUGCUUUAGUAAUGAAUGGACUACCACAUGGUGCAUCAUGUGACUGGUUAUCUUCAUGGAUCAAAGGUCAAGCAUUUUUAGCUACAAGAGAAUAUGGCAAUGCAAUUAUAACAUUUAAACAAAUGGACCAGAAAAUGUGUUUAAAAGACAAUGUAUAUAUAGUGAAUAGUAUAGCAGAAGCAAGAUUUUAUGAAGGGAAUGAUACUGCAGCUUUAACAGGGUUCCAAAGGUCACAUCAGCUAGAUCCUUUGUUUCUGAAGAAUAUGGAUUUAUUUUCCUACUUACUUGCCAAAGAAAAGAAAACAAUGGAAUUACAAAGACUAUCAGAACAGUUGAUGAAGGUCACAGACAAGGCUCCAGAGCCAUGGAUUUCUUUUGGUUAUUACUCUCUCAUAUCAAGAAAAGUUGCUAGAACAAGGACAGUUUACUUUGCUCAAAAGGCUAGCAUUAUUGAUCCAUUCAAUGUAGAGGCAUAUUUACUGAAAGGCACAGCAUUAUUUGAAUUAAAGAAAUCCCAAGAUGCAUCACUACACUUUCAGGAAGCUUUACGUCAUGCACCACACAGAUAUGAAGCUUACCAUGGUUUGAUUUCAUGUUACCUGUCAUUACAUAGAACAAGAGAAGCUUUAGCCUGUGCAGGGAAAGCAAUAAAAACAAUCGGAUCUAAUCCUAGAACUUUAACUAUUUAUGCAUCAGUAUUGACAAAUGAACCAAACAUGUCUGCAAAGGCCAAACCCUAUUUAGAGAAAGCAAUGAAGUUAGAUCCAUCUUACCUAGAACCAGUUUAUGUAAUGGCAGAAAUAUUACUUAGAGAUCACCAGUAUGAUAAAGGCACUGAGAUGUUAAGAAAACAGCUGCAUACACACAACACAUGUCGACUGCACCAACAAUUGGGCGAUUUCCUGGCACAGAUCAGUGAACCACUUGAAGCUUUGGACGAAUAUAAUAUAGCUUUGAGCCUUGACCCUACAAAUACAAGAGCAAGGGAAGGCAAGGAAAGAGUGGAAAAACAUAAUGAUGUUGGUUUAGAGAGUACCUAUGAUUUAGAGGAUAUGGAAGGCAGUGAUAAUGAUGGAGAUUUUGAUGGUAGUGAUGUGGAAAGUAACUGGUCAGAAACAGAGUUCAGCUGAUGACUCAUGAUAAUCAUAGUUAAAAGGACAUUUGUCUCGAAAUGGAAACAGAUUUGUUGAACAACUUUCAAAUUCUGUGUGUCCCAAAGAAAACUGACAUUGAUGUCAUGUGCAAUAUUCAACAGAAAUAAGAAUACUAGUUGAUUUGUCCAAUUUUGAACUGGACUAAAGUUACUAAAUGAUUAAUUAGAAAAAUUUAUUAAGAAUUGUACAGAAAAGAGUUCUAUGGGGAUGUUAUUUUGUCUUUUUUAGCAAUGUUUUUACUAUGCCAUAGUAGGUAUAUUACAUCGGAUAUACUAAUAUUACUGGUAAAGUUUGCAUACAUAACUUAUUUGCUUUGUAUUUAUUUCGACUUUUAACUUCGGAAUUACAUUUUUAUAAGUAUUACAUCACAAGUUGUGGUCUGAAUAGCUACAAGAAUAAAUAAAUUGUAAUCAUUACAAUUAAAAAA
Molecule: messenger RNA, 2176 nt
Organism: Mytilus californianus (California mussel)
Lineage: Eukaryota; Metazoa; Mollusca; Bivalvia; Mytilida; Mytilidae
Product: anaphase-promoting complex subunit 7-like
Exons: 16
Coding region: 43-1725 (560 amino acids)
Biological process (GO): cell division
Molecular function (GO): protein binding
Source: RefSeq, a predicted model, not a curated record